ACUAAGUCAUGUCAUUGUCAGUUGUGUAUGUGCUCGCGUGAAAUUGUUAUUGUUUUUCUAUUGUGUUAGCAAAAUAUUAUUAAAUAUGAAAAAUUUGCCCAUUUUCGUAUUUCCAAUAUCAUUGGAAUUUUACUCAAAUGCAAGACACACGCACAAACAAUUACUAACUGUAUACAAUCCUUAUGAAUUUCCUGUUAAUUUGAAAGUACUUUGUACCUCACCGAAGAAGUUUACGGUCAUAGACCCAGAAGGAGUGAUCGCUCCACAGAGCUGCAUCGACAUCGUAGUGCGAUAUACCCCAACGUCUCAGACACAGUCUGACUCUCUCGAAAAAUUUCGGUUGACUAUGUUUGACAAAAACACACAGCAGGUAGUAGGUAGGAGAGACAUUUUGACGAAAUUGAUAGAAGGAGAGCCUUCUAAUAUAAGUCAAGAGUGUUUUGGAGAUGAUUUCCAUCCUCUUACAAUGAGGCCGGCUCCAUUGAGGCCUACGGAGGAACAUUCCAGAGUGGCACCCUGCACACAUCCUUCACACAGAGAACAGCAGCCUGUGAACGUAGUAGCGGUAGCAGUUAGCAUAUGUUGCAUUGCCGCUCUCCUACUACCAACUCAACCAGAAGAACUUGUUAAAUCACAAUGGCCGGACUGGCUCCAUAUUGGCUCAAAUCUUAAACUGGUAUUCUCAUUCGUACUUGGACUUGUAUGUAUGCUUGUUUUACGGCCAUAGUUAUGUGGUGAAUGUAUCUGUAUUGUUAAAUAUUAUUGCCAUGUUAUUCUCUUAUGAUUGAAAUGAAAAUUUGUAUUGUGCUGAGAAAUAUGUUUAUCUUGUACUGGGAAAACUGUCUAAAAUACAGCUCUGAAGGUAAAAAGGGUACCUGAAUUAAUUAAAUCACCUUGGAAUGAGCAUUCUUCAGCUGAUUUAAGGGAUCUCUAACAUUUUCACUACCUAAAUAUAUAUUUUUUUAAUUACACUGUGUAAAUAAAAAAUAUUGAGCUCUUUACAUUUUUUUUUUAUAAAA
Messenger RNA from Spodoptera litura, 1019 nucleotides. RefSeq names its product motile sperm domain-containing protein 1-like. Lineage: Eukaryota; Metazoa; Arthropoda; Insecta; Lepidoptera; Noctuidae. The record is from RefSeq and is a predicted model, not a curated record. Gene Ontology annotation, cellular component: cytoplasm.